Sorghum bicolor (sorghum) is the source of this 531-nucleotide messenger RNA. Its product is annotated as vegetative cell wall protein gp1-like. Bases 1 to 531 code for a protein of 176 amino acids. The record is from RefSeq and is a predicted model, not a curated record. NCBI's taxonomy places the organism in Eukaryota, Viridiplantae, Streptophyta, Magnoliopsida, Poales, Poaceae. The transcript has 2 exons.
AUGACGAGCGCAUUCAAUACCGACACCCCCACUCCAUGCGCCGCUGCCGCUGCCGUGAAGCAGCUUGUCAAGGACGACAAAGAAGCAAAGCUCAAGGGUAUCGGACUGCAGCUGGUGCAAGCCGCCAGCUCCACCAUGCUAGCUAGGCCCAUUUCUCCCUCCCCUGCCCACAGCGCCGCCGCCAGCCAACUCCCCUGCCUGGAGCGCCGCUGCCCUCUCCCCUGCCCGCAGCGCCGCCGCCCAGCUCCCCUACGCCGCGCCCCACCCCUCUCCCCUGCGCCACACUCCUCUCCCCCGCGCCCCGCCCCUGUCGCCUGCGCCACGCCCCGCCCCUCUCCCCUGCGCCACGCUCGCCUCCCGGCCGCGCCCUGUCCCGGCACCCGACCGCGCUCUGGCUCGCAGCCCUCCCCGCCCCUCGCAGCCCUCCCCGCCCUGGCUCGCCGCGGCGUGGCGACGCUCGCCGCCGCGGGGAUCGACAGCGUCGUCUUCGUCCGCAUCUUCGCCGCCUCCGGUGCUCGGCUUGAGCGCUGA